AUUUUUUAAAAAGCUUGAUUUCCUCAUUCCACACUGACCUUAUGGGAAUUUGUUUGUACUUGAUCAAUAAUGAGGCAACCAAGUAUCUGUAUUGUGGCUAUUGUUAAUAUUUUGAAUGUAGAGGAAACAUUCAAGAAUCCUUUGAUAUUUCAUGAUUGCCUGUUGAAUUUUCUAAGUAUAUUAUAUAUACGAUCUGGCGCAAGACCAUUUUAAGUUCCUCUGAUAUCAGUGGAAGCAAGGCAUACAUAUGCUUAAUUCUCCCACUGAAAUCAAAGUCACUUAAAAAGUGCUUAAGUUCAUUUGAUUAUGUCGCUAUAUAUGCAGCAGUCUGAUAUUGAGUAUUUGCCAAAUGGUGGUCAAGAACUCAAGGUGUAUUGAUUGUCAACUCAUAGAUUAGGACCGAGAAAUGCAUUACGUCUUGACCUAAAGUGGGUUUCACAAAUCAUUUUUUUAAAAAUACAAUAUAGAUGCAAAGGAAGACAAGAGUGUUGUGCCUCCUAUGUAGAAGGAGUGAUCUCAGCCUGCAUGAUUUCCCUUCUUAAAUUUCCUCUUCUGUAUGACAGUUGAAGUUGCAGGAGCCCAUCUCUUCAUUGUAACUUGUCAUCCUAGAAAGAAAUAGAAGGAAGGUGAUCAUUUGCAAUAAAUAAAUUAAAUUGGGUCCCAUGUUGCAUCUGGUAAGGAUGAAAGCAUGUAAAGUGGUGGAUUUCACAAGCCUUCCUUGUGAGUUACAAAAGAGCCAGUAGAAGGGUAAUGUCAGGCUAUGUAGUAUAAGGUGACCGAUUUCACUUUUAGACUAGGUUAACAACAUCAGCUGUGUUCUGCUAAGGUGAAACUUCAGUUCAGUAAGAAAAACAGAAACUACAAACAACAACAGUAGCGAUUUGAAUGUUGACUAACUUUCAUUUCACCACUAGAUGCCAGUAUGACAGCUUUUAGAUAUCUCUUCCUUUUCUAGGCAGGUGGUUAGGCUAUGAACUAUGAAAAAGCCAGGUACAGUAUUCUCAAAAGGUCACUCAACUCCCUUAAUGCAUUUGCCCAGAAAUGUAUCUGGACAUAGCAUUAAAUGUAUUCAGAUGGGGUCUACAGCAGGGCUUCCUAAUCUGUGGCUCUCUAGAUGUUCCUGGACUAGAAUUCUCAUCAUCCUUGAGUCUUGGCCAUUCUGCCUGAGGCCGAUAGCAGUUAAGAGUCCAUAUGGAGUGCCGCAGAUUAGCUAUCUGUGGUCUACAGCAAAAAAAGAGGCCCUAACAGGUUGCACUGGGUUUGAAACUGUCCUUGCAGAAUCAGUGUGAUAUAAAUGCUGUCUUUAAAUGUUAAACCCUUGCUUUUUUCUAAUAACCAGUUACAUUUGUCUACCGCUUCUUAAUCUAAUCUAAGUUAAGUUAAAAGGUGUUAUUGGAUACGGACAUGUAUUGCAGGUUAAACAUGAAAAUCUUAGCAGCAUGUUGAUAGUUUUUAUUAGAAUGUAACUUGCAGAUUAAUGUAUUUGAGCAUGCAGGUGGUUAUCACCACCCUUAUGUUCUCCUGUUCUUAUAUUUUGAGGAUAUGUCCUUAAUACAGUUUAGUAUGAUGGGCAAUAUUCGCAAAAUUUAACGUAUCCCUGGUACAUUGACGAUUCUGGAACUUCACGGGGACCCCAGAGUUGAUUGAGGGACAAGAUUUUAAUUAAUGGUGGCCAAAUUCCUAAAUAUACGCUGCAUAAUUUUCUGCAACAUCUAGUGUUCGGUUAACCUUAAAACUGCAAUGAAGAGAAUGAUGAUUGAUAGCACUGUCUCCAUUCAACAAAAUACUUGUUAUUGUGCACCAAAAAUGAUAAUUAAACAAGUCAUAAAAUGGGAGAUGGAUUUAUACAUUAAAGGCAUUAAGCACAAAACACAAUAUAACAAUCUUCAUUAUUUUCAAAUCGCAGCAAGCUUUUGAAUCAGGUUAUAAUUUCCAGUACAGUGGUACCUAGGUUGAAGUACACAAUUGGUUCCGGAAGUCUGUAGUUAACCUGAAGCGAACUUUCCCAUUGAAAGUAAUGGAAAGUGGGUUAAUCCGUUCCAGACGGAUUCACGGAGUACUCAACCUGAAGCGUACUUAACCCGAAGUAUGAGUAUAAUUGGUUCUGGAAGUCCUUACUUAACCUGAAGUGAACUUUCCCAUUGAAAGUAAUGGAAAGUAGAUUAAUCCGUUCCAGACAGGUCCGCGGAGUACUUAAACGGAAAUUACUCAAACCGAAGCGUACUUAAACCGAGUAUGUACAUGUAACAGGAAUGUAAGCUGGAAUGCAAAAGGCUUGCUCAAGAACAGUGACUCUGAACUCAGGUGUUCAAAGCAUAUCCAGCUGAUUUAUCAGUAGUGUCAAUUGGACUAUCUAGUAUGUGCAUGACAGUUGUGCAACUGAGUAACAGUAAUCUUGAUGGCAAAAGAGAUAUUACUUCCUGUUGAAAUAAGUUAAUUUAAUUAGUAACACCAAAAUUUGAUUUGAGUGCUAAAUUCUCUGCAGAAAAUGUAUGAAUGAAGAUUAUUGUCAUCUCUGAAAUACGUUUUGGGACAAUCUUACCCAAAUGUAACCCAUGCUUUGUUAAAACUGCCAGGUUUUUUCUUCUAACCCUAUGCACUUCAGGGAAUUAAAACAGGAAGUGGUCAGUUGCCGUAACUAAUUUAUAUUUUUUAAAUAUGGAUCUUCCAAAGUUCCAAUGGAUCAUCAUCUUAUUUGGCUUGUAAAGCUGUUUUUGUAUUACUAUAUUAGGAAAUAAUUUUAAAUUCUCAAAGGUGGAAUGAAUAUUAAAAGAUGGCCUUUCCUUUUAGCAAUGAGUGGCACCUUUUUGUUAACUUGUGAGUUGCCUUACAGAACUACCCCUUUCCUUCACAGUACUGUGAAAUUUUGUGUCACAUUUUAUUUAAAUCAAGUCGUUCAAAGUUUACACUUUUCUCACAGUGGAUAAAAUGUAAAAGUAUUUUCCUACCUACCUGCUCAAGUGUGAAUCCUGCCAGAGUUUUUUUUUUAAUGAGAGAGAACCUAGAAUUAUGCUGGAAAUAGAAACCAAAGCUAAGCAUCCUUUGGGGGAUGCCUAGUUGCCCCAGAAUAACCUAACUAUGUAUAUACAUAAUGUGAUUCUCAUGCAGGAGCACUAGGAAGGAAACACUGUUCCAACUACUUUUGUAUGGCCCAGUGUUGUUUCACUGCAAUAAAACAUUUACGUAUAAGUGUGCUGCAGGGCAGCAAACAAACUUAAAGCCAGCUCAGUUCGUUGAUGAAUUGGCUUUCCAUUUUCUUUUUUUAAUUGCUAGCUUCCUUCUCACCUUUAUGUUCUUCCUCUGGUGUCUUCAAUCACUGCUCUUGUUUUGUGUUUUUCUCAGUUUCCCCCCCAAAAAGUAACUGAAUACAGUAGUACAAAAGUCAAAGAAAAAUAUGCUCAUUUGCACAGCUGUAAAAAUAAACCUCCUGAUUACAGCAUGUGUUUUUCUAGGUGUAGAGUUACUUGAACUGGAUAGCCAAAAUAUUUCUUGGCUUGCUUUGUCCAGGAUUGUCAGGAGGGUUUUUGAUUUUUGCUACUUGCAUGGACUAGUGCAUUGCACACUUUGGGAGCUUGCAGCUUAAAAAUAAGUCAGAAAAUUCUUGGACUAACAAUUUCUAUCCCUUCAUUGGAUGUCGGACAAGUGGUGGCAUCUGCAAAGCCAGAAAAGGAAAGGCUUGCCUUAUACAGACUGCUCUGUGCAAUGACACAAUGGCUCCGAUAUAAAGUGUUGCUUGACCUGAGCUUGGAAGGCAAAGGAACAAAGAAACAAGAAGUGACAGUUUUAGAGAACUGAAGAAGCAUUGACGUCCCCUUAUGAUGGAUAAAUUUAAGGCUGCUCUGUUGCUGGCAGGGGUAGGAGAUGCUCUGGGCUAUCGAAACUUCACACGGGAAAAUAAUGCAUUAGGUGCAAAGAUUCAAGGGGAACUGAAAGAAAUUGGAGGACUCGAGAACCUGGUCCUGUCAUCUGACAAAUGGCCAAUCAGUGAUAAUACUAUAAUGCACAUGGCUACAGCUGAAGCUCUCAUCACAGAUUACUGGUGUUUAGAAGACCUAUAUCGGGAACUUGUAAAACGUUAUGUGGAUGCUGUUGACAAACUUCCUGGGAGACGGUCAGAUCCUGCUACUAUCGAAGCUUGCUCCCAACUGAAACCAGACAACUAUCUCCUGGCUUGGCACACACCAUUUAAUGAGAAAGGUUCAGGAUUUGGAGCAGCUACAAAAGCCAUGUGCUUAGGGAUGAAAUAUUGGAAGCCUGACAGGCUGGAAACUCUCAUUGAAGUGAGCAUUGAAGUUGGACGAAUGACUCAUAACCACCCUACAGGGUUUUUAGGAUCACUGUGCACAGCUCUGUUUGUUUCAUACGCAAUACAAGGAAAGCCACUGGUGCAGUGGGGAAGAGAAAUGAUGAAGGUUGUCCCAAUGGCUGAAGAAUACUGCAAGAAGACGAUUCGGCACAUGGCAGAAUAUCAGGAGCAUUGGUUUUACUUCGAAGCAAAAUGGCAAUUUUACUUGGAGGAGAGAGAAAUCAAUGAAGACAACCAGAAUAAACCCAACUUUCCUGACAAUUAUGAUGCUGAGGAAAGAGAAAAGACUUAUAGGAGAUGGAGUUCUGAAGGUCGUGGUGGAAGGAGAGGUCAUGAUGCUCCCAUGAUUGCAUAUGAUGCUCUCUUAGGAUGUGGUAGUGAUUGGACCGAACUUUGCAACCGGGCAAUAUUCCAUGGUGGUGAGAGUGCAGCGACUGGAACUAUUGCUGGCUGUUUGUAUGGCUUGCUUUAUGGUAUCAACAAGGUCCCUAAAGGCUUGUACCAGGAUCUUGAACAGAGGGAGAAGCUAGAAAACUUGGGAGAGGCUCUCUUCCGACUCUCUUCAGAGGAAAACAGAAGUAAAGGUACAAAGCUGGGCAGUGAUAAGGUGCUGGUUGACCCGAUAGUGCUGAAGAAGAAGCUCAGUAAGAUGUCCACAGAACUAGGUGCAUUUGCUGUCCUCAGCAGCCUUCUACUUUACCUCACAGAACUCCUAUCCAGCCAACCCCAGGUCGAGAGCAAGAAGGCCAAAUGGCUCGAAGGCAUAGAGAACAAGGUGAACUUGAAGCGCGAAUGCCAAAGCGCACAUGGCAACAUUCGUCCCACCAAAUUCCAGCUUCUGCAAUCGAGGUUCAUGAACAACAACCGCGAGGCCUACAGGAAAAGGUCGAGAGAGGUUGGCAAGCUGGUCGUUAAAGAAAAGCAGAACAGAAACGGGCUGAACUCCAUUGUAAGCAAGCUGGACAAAAGCUCCUCAAAAGAAGGAGAAAGCCCAGAGAUAACACCCCAUGAUAAGGUCAAAUGGGUCUGCUCAACUGGGAAAAAUACUGUGAAGAACAUCCUGAAGAAAUUCUUAGUUGCUGAGGAAAAAGAAGCUAAAGAUAGAGAAAAGCAGGCGGCUCCAAAAAAGAAGACACCAAACGACAAGCUGCCCAAGAUAAUAAACAAAAACUCUGUCUUGUCCAAACUGAAAGAAAAGUUUGAACAAAGCAGUAAUAUCUGUUCAGCCAUUGAGGUGAAAUCUUUGCUGCCGUGUAAAGGCGAGAGAAAGAGCAAAAAGGGCCCAGAGAGAAAAAAGAUUUGCAAACCUGAAAUAAGAGUGCUUGAAAGGAAAUUGAGGACAACCACAAUUGUCAAUAGCCCUCACGCUCAACAGCUGGUAUGCACAACUGUCCCUACACCUAAAUUCUGUGUUGCUACUGAAAUUAGUCGCCCUUGGAGUUGGGCUACAAAUGCCAAGUCUGCCACUCAGCCUUCUGAAGUGGGGAGACCAAAAGUCACCCAGAAAGUACCUGACAUCGGGUCUCAUGACAGCAGGAUACCAGAAAGCAGGGCACAUAAAGGGCAACUGGGAGGACAGUUGCAAAACAAGCAUCAUGAAAUGCCUAAGGUAGUGGCUGACAAAAAGGACAUUAUCGAGAGUACAAGCCCAGGUUCUAAUCAAGACAGUGUUCUUCCUUCACGUGAAAAUGUGUCCCUUGUUGAUUGCAUUCCUCCUUUAUCUAAGGACAGCUUAGAUCACAAAGAGAACAUCAUACCGCCUGUGGAUGAUACCUUUUCCAGGUCCAGAGACAAAAAUGCAGCAAAUAUAAUGUGCAGAGAAAACAUACCUACUAAGGACCUCUCUCCUAAUCCAGUUGAAGGAGUUCAUGCACAUAGUCACCAGGAAAUGAAAGGGGAUGGGAUUCCUGGCAUACCAGAAGGCAUGUUCAGGCCAAAGGAGACAGAAAUAGAAUUAGCAGAGCCUAUAAAAGAUCCCCCAUUCACCAGCCAAAAAUGUUUCUCUGAAAAGAAAGUGUUGGAAAAUAUUCCACCAUUUCCCUCUCCUGUAGCUCAGGCAUCUUGUAACAGAGAACCUCCAAUAAAGGACCAGCAAUCAAGUGUUGAACCUGCAGCUGUUCACAAAAUGCCUCCGCUUAAGCCAAGUCAAGAUAACGCACAAGGUUUUGGGAGCACAUUUUCUGACGCAGUUCAGAACAAAGAAAAGCUGCCUGAUAAAGAGGAACUAUUUCCUAGCCUUAACAAAAGCGACCAUGCGGGUAAAGCAAAAAAGGGGGCGCUACAGCCAUCGAAAAGCCAAGGUGAGCCAUCUGAUCAUCUGGCAGAAAGUGAGCAUUUGCCCAAGGAGCCACAAGCACACCCAAAGCUGAGCCAACAAAAUAACCCUAGCUCAAACAUAUCAAAACAGACUAUAGAUCAACCACACCAAAGUCCUACUUCAAAUAAGAGCCAGAAAGACAACAAUGAUGUAAAAGGAAAUGAUUUUGAAAAAGAGCUCCACCCUUUGACUGGCGAUUUAGAUAAAUCCACCUGCGUUAGAGCAGCAGAGAAUACUAGCAAAACCGAACUGCGCUCAGAUAAUGAAAAGACAAAUUCUGAAAACAAGAGCAAAAAGGGAAAUAGUAGCUUGAGCCAUUUGGAUACCUCUCAGAGGCUACCGGAAGAAUUCACCAGCCACGAAACUGGCAACCUGGAAAAGAAUCCUGCACCUCCUUCUGAAAAAUCUCACUCAUCCUCACUGACCCAUUCAGCAAACCCAGAAGGCAAUACUCCAGAAGUCGACAGACCUUGGUGCAGUGUCGGAAACCUCCAAACCCCAACAUCAAAUGCAGUGAAAAAGAAAGAGAGCUGUAUUGUAAGAGACAAUGUCACUAGUCCCAAUUCUGAGAAACACCACUUCCCUUCUCCAGCUGAAUUGCUGAAGCCCAAGGGGGCACCUGGGCAAGACAACAAACCAACAACAAGCAAUUUGUGCAAUGAUUUAAUUAAGAGUGAAAACCAUGCUGUAGAAGUUGAGGGUAUGAGUCCCCAGACCAGGAAGUAUCAACCACCCUCAACAAAGGAGAUUAGAAAGCAUGAAAUUAGUCCUGUAGGGGAGGCAAGCCCUGCACACAAUGUGGAAAAGCAGCAGGUGCCCUUGGGAAACAAAACUGGGAAGCAUGAAGGCAUGAAAGUGAUGGCAGAAGUAAAGCCUGGGAAAAGCAGAUUUCCCUCCCAAAAUGAAACAGCGAAGCAGGGGGAUGGUGAAGGAGGAGAAAGAAAUCUACUGAAAGAAGUACAAUGUCUAAUUCCAUCAUCAGCUGACAGAAAGGAGCAAGAAGACAAGGUAACAGAAGAGAAAAACUCUAUAGUGGGAGGUAAGAAGUUGGUGCAUAACUCCAAUAUGCCCCAGAAAUCAAGAAAAAGUGACCUUGCAGAGGGUGGUGGUGAAAGAGCAGGUGCACAGCAGCUGACCCCACCAAAGCAUAACACUAGCAGUCCGGGAGUGUUACAUUCCCCAGAUAACUCAAAAUGUCAAACGCCAUCAAGAGAUCCAGAAAAAGGUGGAACUGUUGCAUCAAAAGAUGAAUACACUGCAAAACACCAGCUCUCCUCACUCAAAGAACCAGUGAAACGUGAUGAUAAUGCUAACCAAAGAAUUGCCCAGGAUAGCCUUAAGAGUGACAAAAUGCCAUUAUCUGGUGAGAAAGUGAAACCUAAAAGCAAAUCAGGGAAGACAAAAGAGAACACUAGUAAUUCUGGGCAAAACCAGUUCCCUUUGGAAAAUGAACUUCCAAAGAAUAAAAAGGCCGAGCCAAUGAAACCUGCAGCAGACAAGUCACAGAAACCAUCCGUAGAUGACUCUAGAAAUGAACUUGCAAAGAGUAAAGAGACUACUGUAAGGGAGAGCGGAACUUUGCGCAACCUUAAGGAAGAUCAAAUACCAGCACCAAAUGAACCAAAGACUGUGUCAGUAAAUCUUGCAGCAGGGAAGCCGCAGAAACCAUCCUUGAAUGACUCUAGAAAUCACGAGGACAUUGCUAAGAAUGAAAAACAGGCUUCAUGGAAUUCUAAGAACCAGCAGCUACCCUUACCAGAUGUGAAACAGGAGAGCCAUCAAUAUAGCGUCACAGCAGGGAAACAGCAGCAGCAACCACAACCACCAAAGGAUUAUGUCAAGCCUAAAUCUAGUAUAAGAGAUGGAAAGCAUAUGCAUCAUAAAUCUGAGAAGUAUCGUCUUCCUGCCUCAGAUGAACUGGGAGUGCAUGAAAAGAACGCUAGUGAAAGGAAGGGUUCCUUGGCUCCACUUUCAAGUCACAAUAGGACCAUGCAAAAGAAGAAAACACUAUGUGAGACUGAUACCAGUCCCAAAUUGGGAUCGCCAAACAAGACAUGUCCUGCAGAACAGAGAAAACCACAGCGUAGUCCUCCUGGCAAGUACCAAACUCUAUCAGCAAAUGUGCUAUCAGAGCAAGGAAAUGGGGAAUCUCAAAAGCAUGGGGCUGAUGCAAUAAGACAGAAAGCUAGAUCACUAGCCUUGGAAAAAUAUAUAGCAGAAAGCUACAGUGAAGAACUACCGGUAGCACCUUUGUCUAUUAAACCAAUGGUUGUUCGUGCGAUUGAUACAAUUAAGCUUGAUAACUAAAUGCAGCUCAAAUGACUGGAAUAUAGACCUGAAUUUUUCAUCCUUUGGCCACUGUUUUAUUUCAGAGAUUUAAAUGAUGGCAUUGAAAUCACACUGAGUUGGCUGUCCAUUGAUCAGUUUUGGAUUUUAGCGGUCAUUAAAACUGGUGUCACCUGGAACCUCAAGUAUAUUACAUGUCAACCCAGAAUAAUCAGAAGCCAAUGAUUCGCGUAUGGGAACUCUUAGAUGUAAUAACUAUGGGAACAAAGGCCCGGUCAAGAUAUGGGGCAGAAUAAAGUGGCCUCAUGCCAUCAUAACACUUAUUUAUGUUAGAAAUAAACAGAGAAGCAGCACAGGAGGCAAAGACUAGACUAGAACCCUUCUUCCAGAUAUGCUUAACAGAGGGAAGUUUACUAAAACUGCGCCCCUCACCUGGGAGGUGGAAGUGAUUGUGUUUACCCUCAAUAUGCUGCCUCCUGUUUCUGCUGUAUGGGAACCCUCAGCCAAAAUUAGGCACUUUUAAUGGGAGAGAUUUGAACAGUAAAAACAACAAAGAAGUAUUGUGGCACCUUAAAGAGCAACCAAUUUAUUGAGGCAUUUCCAUGAAACCCACAACUUCUUUCUGUUGCUCCAGAGGGCAGGGUGACAACAAAUGGGUGGAAAUAACAAGGAAGCUGAUUAGAAGAAACUUCGUAACUAUGAGAGCUGUCUGACAGUGGAGUGGGCUGCCUUGGGAGGCGCUUUCCUUCAAUGAAGGGGCUGGGGUUUUUUUGUAGGUAAAAUAUUUUUUAUUGAAUUUUCCAUUAUAACAGAUAUUACAAGUCAAAACCAUAAAACUACAGAAGAAAAACAAAACAGAAUACAGAGUGUAUGCAGGAAGGAGACAAUGUUACAUCAUAGACAAACAUCCUUAGAUAAGGCGGAGCUGACAAAGUAGUAAUGAUAAUUGUUAUUCUUGGUAAAAUAUUUCAGUGGAGGUUUCUCAACAGAGGUUGAAUCUGUCAGGGUUGCAGCAGUUCAUUCGUUGGGAACCUGUGGAUAUUGCUAGACUAUAAAUCACCCCAGAAUACUGGCUGUGCUGCGAGAAGCAAAGUUAACAGGGAACAAGGCAGAGGGCCUUCUCAGUAGUGGCGCCCUCCCUGUGGAACGCCCUCCCAUCAGAUGUCAAGGAAAUAAACCAACUAUCUUGACUUUUAGAAGACAUCUGAAGGCAGCCCUGUUUAGGGAAGUUUUAAAUAACUGAUGUUUUAAUGUAUUUUUAAUAUUUUGUUGGAAGCCGCCCAGAGUGGCUGGGGAAACCCAGCCAGAUGGGCAGGGUAUGUAUGUAUUUAUAAAUAAUUAUAAUAAUUAUAGGGUUUGUGGUAGUUCAUGUCCAAUACUACCUGGAGGGCCACAUAUUUCUGUCAUGGUUAUAUUGUAGGUUCUGCCUUCAGUAGGGGAUUAGUUAAGACUGAGCAGGAGAUUAGACCUUUAAGAUCCUUUUCCAACUCUGAAAUUGUAUGAUUCUAUAAUAAAAGGUGCCAGACUUUAAGGUUUCACAAGUCUUUGCCAGAUAGCUUUCUGGGAUUAAUCAUGAUGGAUGACAGCUUAGAAGAUCUAUCCUUAGGACUUUGCUUUCUUACUCUUGGAAACAGGAUGGUGGGUUAGACAGUGCAAUACCAGUGGGACAUAAAGAGUGCUUAACUUGAGCUGCAUCGUACCCAAUGUUUGUUUCUCUGCUGAAGGCUGAGGUUAGUGUAUAACUAACUAAAGUGACCUGGAAGGCUAUUCAGCAACUGAAAUCAUGCCUGUAUACACAUUUUUGUGUGUGUCUUGUUUUCCAAAAAGAAAGAAAGUGAAAACAGUGGUGCAAAAUAGUGUGCAUAAAUAAGACAAGCACACAAAGAUAGAAGAGGCCUGUAAGAAGGUCUUAACAAUGCUACAAAAUGUAAUAAACCGCAAGUCAUUUUUGAGUAUUGUAAUAAAAGGCUCUUUGUGACAAUUAAAUUACAAAUACAUCUGCUCUACAGGAUGAUACAGUAAAAUCCUGAAUGAAAUAUAUUUUAUCACGGGGAAAAUAUUGAUCAAAUCUCUUGCAGAGGUAAUUUGGUAUCAUCCAUGUGUUCAAUACAUUCAGAUUCCUGUAUAGCUUUAUCUUUCAACAUUUAUUACAUUCCUCAUUGUGAUCAACCUAUUAAUAAAGAUUCAGAAUGUGGUAAGCAUGCCAGAUCCUAGCACUGCCUGGAAUAUGCAAAAAAGGCGCUGCAGAAAAUGAUGAAAGUCAUUAUUGUGAAAUCUGGAAUAAGAAAAAUUGCCUGAAUCCACUGCCUAAAAUUAUGGGACAGAAUAAAGGAUCAUCUUCUUGGUCUCCCUUCUUCCAACUUCUUUGUCCACAAAGGGAGAGUAUCUUGUUUAGGAGCAGAAAUAGGCCCACUUUUCCUGAGGCACUUCUAUAAUGCGAACAUACCAGAAGGAUAAAUAUCCAAGAGAGGACCCAGGUGUCACAUUAAGGUCAAGACUCACAGCAACAGAAUUCUGGUCUACAAAAUGAAACUUGAUACUACAUAAUGAGCAACCAGGAUCUCUGAACUGUCUUAAAAGAAGGUGACUUUCACAAUUCAAAAAGCAAACACAUGUAACCCCUGUCCAAAGAAAUAGAUUUUUGUCAAGUUCUGGAAGGUUCUGUUUGCUUUUAUCUUUUCAGAUCUUAGUUAUUGUCAGAUAUCACAAUAUCUGUUAGAGCAGGAAUAUACUGCACUGAUUUCAGUUAAAUUUGCUUCCAGAUAAUAACUCUAAGGCUGCAGUGGACUUCUGUGCCUGCCUAGAAGGAAAUAAAACCAUUAAACUCCGUGGAACUUUUGCCCUAUUAAAUAAGUUGAGCGCUGGACGGAGACUCACAGAUUGCUUAUUGGCAGUCUGCGGGGCAAAACUAGAUGUGAUGUUAGUCAUAUGUUUAAACAAGUAUCAUAGUUAACCAGUGCUAUUUUUCUAGAAAGAGAGGUGCCGGAACUCACCCUGAAUGUCUCCCUUGUUCUCUCAUAAUUUCAAUUGAACCCACCUGAAAGGUGCUGGAACUGAGUUCUGGUAAGUUCCGGCUGAAAAAAAGCCCUGUAGUUAACCAGGUUGAUUUUACUUUGGAACAGGGGAAAACGGGGGCACCAAUCCACAAUCUGGUGUGUGUGUGUGAUAGUUUUCUGCUGAAAAUUGGUCCCUUCUGGCUGCUUUCUGCACCCAACCCCACCCCAAAAAGUGCUGAUUACUGCAGACUACACCUUUGUGAUUGAAUAGCAGUAAACUGUUUUAGGGGCUGUUUUAGGAAACUGUUUUCAGGAUUGGAGUCUUACAAAAUAAAAUAAAAGUGGUCAGGUCAUUAAAUAUGUGAUUAAUGUCCCUUUUAGUUUGGCUCUGAAGCAUUUACUACUGAUAAUAUAAUGCAAUGUUUGUGCACCAAUAUUCUUUUGCUACCUCUCAGGUAAAUGUCCUCUGGGAGUUCCUAGGUCUUUGCUAUGAUGGUUAUUUGUAUGAAUUAUUUGGAAUUGCUAGUUGAAUAUAAGACUUAGGGCUCAUUCCAUUAUACUUGGAUGUCACUGAAAAUGUUUCUAGGUGGCAAUGCACAGUUUUUCAGCUAUCUAUAUUUGGUACAUGGGGUAGAGCAAUGGUCUUUGAACCAGUCUUCAGGAAACUACUAUGGAAGGUCUGUGAGAAACCAACUGGAGACAACCACAUACUGUAAUUUAUUUUGUAAAUGCUAUGUCGAAGUAGGUACUUAUGUUUAGAUACUGUUUUUCAACACUGAUGAGCAGGAAAUGGACUUCUUUCUGUUGACGGAGAAUCUCUGCACGACCACAAUCUCAACUGGAAGUAUUUUUGAAGAAUAUGACAGUAAGCUCAAAGGCAGAUACUAUUGUGGAUUUGACAGCAAGUUUUGUAUGAAUUAUGUUAUAAAUCUGGGCUCGUGUAAUAUAUUUAAUUGUAAGUCUUUUGCACAACUUGUUUGCGUAGUUUGGAAUGAGACUGUUACAUGUGUCAGACUUUAUAAUUUGUCUUGAAACACAAAUAUUUCUCAUUUUAUUGUAUUAUAUAAUGUAUGCUUGUUUUUUUAAAAAAAAUCCCCCAUUUUAUAUGGUACUGUAAUGAUUUAUUUUUGUAUGUGGUUUUGUUGAAAAUGAAUAUAUUUAUUUAUUCUGAAGUUUAUUUCAUAGCCAUCCAGACCUAGAUAACAAUGGGUUCUUGUGGGAAUCACAUUUGAACUUUUUUUUUAAAAAAUGCCAUUACAUGGUUCACCAUUUUGAAGAUCAUCACAAUUAACCACCUCAGUGAGGGCUGAAUGGUGUUAUGUGAUGUUUCGGAUGUUUUUCAUGAAUGGCAGGUGCAUGAGUGCAAAGAGAUUUGACGGCGGCGGCAGGGGGGGUUUCACAACAAGCUUCACAAAGGUGUACCCUUAGACAGCCACAAGGUAGAGCAAAUAAAUAAGUAAAAUAAUUUAUAGGAAAGAAUAAUUCUUAAAUUUUGUCACCUUUUUUAAUACUAUAAAUAAGGAUAUAAAAAUUCAUUGCUGGAUCAGACCAAGAUCUAUGCAGUCGUUGCCAGAGUUCAGCAGUUUUUGCCAAUGGUGUAUAUACAACCAAAUGAAAUCUGCAAAGUCUUUUAUUAACUUGUUGUUAUUGUUCAAAAUGUUGGGACAGCCCACUGUCAAAAGGCAGAAAAGUUGGACAGAUUCACCCUUGAUCAAAGACUGAAAGAGCAGUUACAUAUAUUACAGCUUGGACAGACAAGACAGGAACACUGAAGACAUGACACAGCACACGUUGUUCCCUGGGAUGUUAAGCAAGGCGUCAGUUUUACAUUUUUUUUCAAAGUCAGAGGAUUAGCAGGUCUUUCUGGCAUCAGAAAAACAUUCCCCUCCCCUGGCCUACACAUCUCAUAAACAUGGGCUUAAUUUAAAACAGGGUUCACUGGGACAGUAGCCUUAGGAUCUAGGUCCAAUGCCAAGCGGCAAAACCUGAAUGUAUGAAGCCAGGAUAUUGAUCCACUGGAUUAUCUAUGGAUAAAGUUAUUUCCUAAGUUUGGUACUUCUUAAAAAAUGGACAGAGGUUCUGUGCCUUGGGUAUUUAAGGUGGGAGCAUACCUCAUCUGUUGUACACACUAUUGUUGCCAAUAGUUAAAAUGAGCUUUGCUAGAAGGUACGUAUGCCAAAGGGAUAAAUCCCUUUUAUUUGUGGUUAAAGAAGAUGAUCUGUGUUGACAGCCUUGCUGCCAUUAAAGCAAAGAAUAAAGAAGCGUAACAAUCCCAAGUGCUCUGAAAAUAUUUCUCUCUCCCACCACUCCACAAUUUUAGCUGUAAUAUAUCAGUAUGUGGAGCUUUCUGCCUCGUGCAUCUUGGUUGGUUUGUUUGUUUUUGGCACUCAGAUUUGCCCUUCCUCAUUAAAAUAUUGAUAGAAUCAUAGAAUUGUAGCAUUGGAAGUCUAUUCCAACUUCCUGCAAUGCACGAAUCUCAACUAAAGCAUCCAUGACAGAUGGCCAUCCAACCUCUGCUUAAAAACCUCCAAGGAAGGACAGACCACAACCACCUGAGGGAAUCUGUUCCACUGUAUUCGUUCCAUUGAUAGCUGUACUCACCAUGACUUGGUUUAAGUCUCUUUUAAAGGUAUUCACUACAUCUUGUAAUAUAUACCGGUCACGUUGGUUGUUGGUUCCUACUCAGGGGGAUGUUAUAUACGUAUUCUCCAUCUUGCCAUAGCCAGAACUAUAUUAUAGUAGAAUACAACAAUUGCUUAGUUUCAAGGCUCACCAGUGUCGGACCUCAAAAUCUGUUUCAUACUCCAGCAUUUAUACUGCCAAUUCUCCCCCACCCCCACCCCUGCCCACCUCCCCACAGGCUGGGAGUGCCACAUGUGCAGAGUGCCUUCCUAACCUUAUAGAAUAACCACAGCCAACCUUCAUAGAUCAGGAUUUGGGGGGGGGGUAAGAGUGCUCUGAGCUCAGCACCUCUUAGCUAAAUUUUAUUCAGCUGCAAUUCUCUACACCAGGGAUAGCAAGUUGCCUGGAAGUGACUCUAGCAAAAUAAGCUGACAUAAAAGGACUAGAGUGUCUCAUAUUUAUCCUUUUUUAAAAAAUGCAAAUGUACAAUAUGGGACAAAAUGCUCUUUGUUAAAUACACAACACAAAUAUGCAUUGUAUAAGGCUCCUCUCCCUGGAUCCCAGUGUAAUAGGAAUUUAUUUUUUAAAAGAUAAAAUCUGAUUUACUGGCUAUUACGGAAGGGAGCAGAUUCAGUUCCCCAGGCUCCUUAUUUCCUUCCAAAUAGCAGACUGGAGGUGAGACAUUUAUGUUGCAAUGCCUCAAAUUUAUAUCGUCUUUUCCGCCCGUUUUAUUCCUGGCGCUAAUAAUGAUAUUGCUGAUGCUCUAUCCCGUUUUCAGAUGGAGCGCUUCAAAUCCCUUGCUCCAGGUGCCCACCAGCUUCUGGAAAAAUUCCUAGUCCAACUUUGGAACCUUGGCAGCAGCUAGUUUUGCAGGGAGUAGUAGCACCUAUUUCUCCUUCCACUUUGAGGUCUUAUAAGAAGGCCUGGAUGGACUUUUUAGCUUUCAGAGCACAGCUCAUGACCAGCCUUAGCAUGGAGUCAUCAUCUACACAACAGGUGUUGCCGUAUUUGGCUCACCUGCGUUUUAUGGGUCGUGCUGUGAAUUCAGUUGCCUGCCAUUUCAUUUUUCUGUAAAUCCCUUUAUUCCAGAGACCAUUGUGCAAAGUUUGUGGUGCGCAAGGCGCUUGAGGGCUGGGCCAGAUUGUAGCCAUCUAGGGCGCCAGGUAGGAGGCCGGUCACAUUUGACAUUCUUUGCGCUACGUGCAGCAAGCUGAGGCUAAUUUGCUGGUCUGCUUAUUAGGUGAGACUCUUUUCGACCGUGUUUUCAAUUGCGUUUUUUGGUGCACUGCGUGUGGGUGAAGUGGUGCUGGAGUCAGCACAGGGAAGGGCUCCUAGGCGCUUGCUUUUGCAGGACAUUCAGCUGUCCAAAGCUGAGCUUGUGCUCACUAUUCACAUAUCAAUAACUGACCAGUUGGGCAGAGGCACCUUGAUGAGGCUGCCUGCCACUUGUAAGCCUGGUCCUUGUCCAGUUAAGGAUGCCAAGAAAUAUAUGUCACUUCACCCGCCAAGGAAUGGUCCCUUCCUGGUUCAUGAGAAUGGGUCCUUGUUAAGGAGACAUCAAUUUGCUGCAGUUAUGCAUAAGGCAAUCGCAGCAUGCGGCCUGUUGGCCAGCGAGUUUGCACCUCAUUCCUUCCGUAUCGGGGCAGCUACCACUGCUGCGCAUUGGGGCCUGUCCGUCGACAGGAUUGAGGAUCUGGGCCGCUGGAAAUCUGAAGCAUACAAGGGUUAUGCUCGGAUGUGGCGCUGAGGUGCAGUUGCUUAUGUUGUUUUGUUCAUUCCUAGGUCCGCCUGCCCUGCAUGUCUGGAUAGUCGGGCACAGCAUUGACCACUGGGCCAGCAAGAGGGUGGCAGAGUUUGGAUUCAGAUGCAGGUUUGGGCCCCCCGAUCACGUGAGCGUCUCCUGGGUGUCCAGACAAGGAAUGCCUUGGGAGGGGCUUCUCCUAAGAGGUGCGGGCAAAGGUGUCUGCGGAGGCACGCCUGCGGUGGUGGUAGUGCAGCUGGCAGGGCAGUCUUAAGCACCUUUGGUGCCCUGGCGCAGUAGU
This is a messenger RNA of Zootoca vivipara (common lizard), 16569 nucleotides long. It is a transcript of the gene ADPRHL1, whose product is annotated as ADP-ribosylhydrolase like 1. The record is from RefSeq and is a predicted model, not a curated record. NCBI's taxonomy places the organism in Eukaryota, Metazoa, Chordata, Lepidosauria, Squamata, Lacertidae.